CAGCCGAGGUUUGAAACCGGAGAGCCUCCCCACAAGGCCGGCUCGCUGAGGUCCUGGUCCACAAGCUGCUCCUCCGCUUUCCUCCCUCCCGGAGCAGCGCGGAGACCCACCUUCUCCCUCGCACGAGCCCCCGCAUCAUGGAAGCCGUUCCCGGGACUCACCUCGGACUCGCCGUCCUCCUGCAGCUCCUUUUCAUUUCGUGCCUGCCAAGAGAGUAUACGGUGAUCAAUGAAAACUGUCCAGGAGCUGAAUGGAAUAUCAUGUGUCGGGAGUGUUGUGAAUAUGAUCAGAUCAAGUGUGUAUGUCCUGGGCGGAAAGAAGUAGUAGGUUACACCAUCCCCUGCUGCAGGAAUGAGGACAAUGAAUGCGACUCCUGCCUAAUUCACCCAGGAUGUAUGAUUUUUGAGAACUGUAAAUCCUGCCGCAAUGGAUCCUGGGGGGGAACGCUAGACAACUUCUAUGUCAAGGGUAUCUACUGCGCCGAAUGCAGAGCAGGAUGGUAUGGAGGGGACUGCAUGAAGUGUGGACAAGUUCUCCAGGCUUCAAGGGGCCAGAUUUUAUUGGAGAGUUAUCCACUGAAUGCCCACUGUGAGUGGACUAUACAUGCCAAACCUGGGUUUGUUGUUGAGUUAAGGUUUGCCAUGCUGAGUCUGGAGUUUGAUUACAUGUGCCAGUAUGAUUAUGUGGAAGUCCGAGAUGGGGACAGCAUUGAUAGCAGAAUAAUUAAGCGUUUCUGUGGGAAUGGCAGACCUCCACCAGUACGAAGCUCAGGGUCUUCACUCCACGUUCUCUUCCAGUCAGAUGGUUCUAAGAACUUUGAUGGGUUUCAUGCCAUCUUUGAAGAAAUUACUGGUUGUUCUUCAUCUCCAUGUCUUCAUGAUGGAACCUGCAUCCUUGAUAAAAUUGGUGGUUACAAAUGUGCCUGCCUGGCAGGCUAUACUGGGAACCGCUGCGAAAGCUUGGUGAUGUGUAGGACUCCAGGUACUCCUGCUCAUGGUUUUGUGGAAGGAGAUGACUUUAAAUACGGGUCCCAGGUUUACUUCAAAUGCACCGCAGGUUACACCUUAAAAGGCAGCCAUUUUGCUUCUUGUCAGCUAAAUGGGAGCUGGUCAACACAACAUCCUGGAUGUGUCAUAGAAGACAAAAACUGCUCUGAUCCUGGUGCUCCACUCAAUGGAUACAGGAAAAUGAUGGAAGAUACUGCGCUGAUGAAUGGCCGUUAUGCAAGAAUCGGAACAAUUAUUACUUUCUUUUGCAAUAACUCCUAUGUUCUCAGUGGCAAUGAGCACAGGACAUGUCAAGAAAAUGGAGAAUGGUCAGGGAAGCAGCCAAUUUGCAUAAAAGCCUGCAGAGAGCCAAAGAUCUCUGACCUGGUGAGACAGAAAGUACUCCCAAUGCAGGUUCAGUCAAGAGAGACCCCUUUGCAUCGGCUCUAUUCAUCUGCAUUUAGCAAGCAGAAGCUGGAAGCAUAUCCAACCAAAAGACCAUUGUUGCCAUUUGGAGAACUACCUCCAGGGUUCCAGCAUCUUCACACACAGCUUCAGUAUGAUUGCAUUUCUCCCUUCUACCGCCGGCUGGGAAGUAGCCGGAGAACCUGUCUGAAAACAGGGAAAUGGAGUGGGAGAGCUCCUUCAUGCAUUCCAAUUUGUGGAAAGACAGAAAACACCACUCUUCCAAAAUCCUCUACAACUAUAUGGCCAUGGCAAGCUGCCAUCUAUAGGAAACCCAAUGGGGUGAAGAGUCCCAGUCAGAGAAAAGGGGCAUGGAUACUGAUUUGCAGUGGGGCCCUUCUGAAUGAACGCACAGUAGUUGUUGCAGCCCACUGCGUCACCAAUCUGGGGAAGGUUACUGUUCUCAAAACAGCAGACAUCAAAGUUGUUCUUGGUAAACUCUACAGAGAUGAUGAUAGAGACGAGAAGACCAUACAGAAUUUAUGGAUCUCAGCUAUUAUAGUGCACCCAAACUAUGACCCAAUAUUGCUUGAUUCUGACAUAGCUAUCAUUAAACUCCUGGAUAAAGCCAAAAUCAGCAGCCGUGUCCAACCUGUAUGCUUGGCAUCAACACGUGAUCUUGACCCACCUGCAGAUGACCUGCAAAUAAUAAUUACUGGCUGGAAGAUCCUGACAGAUGUGACUGACCCAGGUUACAAGAAUGACACAAUCCGCAUGGGGACUGUUCAGAUAGUGGACUCCCUACUGUGUGAGCAGCAAUAUGAGGAAAAGGGAAUCCAUGUCAGUGUCACUGACAGUAUGUUUUGUGCCAAGCAACACCCCACUGCCUUUUCAAACAUCUGCCCAGCUGAGACGGGAGGCAUUGCAGUGAUACCAUUAACAGGAAAAUCAUCUUCUGAAUUAACCUGGCAUCUCAUGGGAUUGGUGAGCUGGGGCUAUGAUAAAACUUGCAGCCUUGAACUUUACACUGCCUACACUAGAGCAAUUCCUUUUAAAGACUGGAUUGAAAAGAAUAUGAAAUGAAAUAUUUUUUUAAAAAAAUGUUAAAUAUAUGCUUUAGGUUUCCCAUUGUGGAAGAUUUAUGGGAUAAAACCAAAGCAAAAGCCUCACCAGCUUGGCACAGAAUUGUAGCUAUUCAGUAGGAUCAGUUCAUCUGAACCAAAAGUCUGAGUGCAGCAGAUGGGUUGACAAUCUAAGCUGACCCCAUUCUCCUGGUGGGAAUGAGAUAUGGUACCAAAUGGAUUGUAGUACCAAAAUACGCUGGCCAGAAAUAGCUGUAUUUAAUCUGUUUUUGACUAUCAGUUGAAUAAAGGUAUUGAAAUGCAUUUUCAUCAAAGGUUCAAGAAAAGUAGGAGGUUGAAAAGAGGUAAUUAGUUUGUUAAUAGUCUAAGCUGUCUGUAUUUUAUGUUGUAUUUUUCCCUCCAGAAUAUAUUACAUAUUCAAAUAAACAAAGGUUUGUUAUAACCUGAAAAUCA
Molecule: messenger RNA, 2926 nt
Organism: Pogona vitticeps (central bearded dragon)
Lineage: Eukaryota; Metazoa; Chordata; Lepidosauria; Squamata; Agamidae
Gene: PAMR1
Product: peptidase domain containing associated with muscle regeneration 1
Biological process (GO): complement activation; proteolysis
Cellular component (GO): extracellular region
Molecular function (GO): serine-type endopeptidase activity; calcium ion binding
Source: RefSeq, a predicted model, not a curated record